This is a messenger RNA of Clupea harengus (Atlantic herring), 3374 nucleotides long. Its product is annotated as disco-interacting protein 2 homolog C-like. The record is from RefSeq and is a predicted model, not a curated record. The transcript has 28 exons. NCBI's taxonomy places the organism in Eukaryota, Metazoa, Chordata, Actinopteri, Clupeiformes, Clupeidae. The annotation marks the transcript as partial.
CACAGUGAGGCGGUCCAGGCUGCUCUGGGUCAGAGGGAGAGGAGGCUAGCUGUGCCCAUGCCUUCCAAACGCUCUUCACUGCUGGUGCACAACUCUGUGGACGCAUACACACCACCAGACUCGUCGUCAGGUUCGGACAGCGAGAGCUCGCUGAGGCGUUGCCAUGGCAGUGGGUUGGUGGAGGAGUGGCUCAGCCGUGCGCUACAGAGUUCUUCCUCGUCCUCAACGUCGUCAUCCUCAUCGUCCUCUAACGCAGCACGCCUUGCAGAGUUGUUCACACACACACAUGUAGGCCCAGGCUCCCAUCUGUCCUUGAAGAGGAGAGGGAUGAUGGGGUUUCUAGAGAACGGCAUGCUGGGAAGGCGCUCGUGUGAAGAUGCGUCUGACCGACCCUGGUCAUCUCUGGAGUCAGAUGAGAGUCACCCCGUCCCUCCUGACGUCACCAGCUCCAUCUGCCCCACCGCCCAAGAGCCCCGCCCCCAGGUUGCCGCAGGAACAAGAGCUCCGCCCAAAUAUGGCAAUGCAGUUCUCAUGGAGACGGGAGAUGGCGUUCCUGUGAGUUCGCAUGUCUCCGCUAAGAUCCAACAGCUGGUAGACACCCUGAAGAGGCCCAAACGACCCCCCCUCUCCGAGUUCUUCCUGGAUGACUUUGAGGAAAUGCUGGAGGUGACACAGCCAGACCCCAGCAUCCCGCGGCCGGAUGGGGAGGAGUCAGGAGUGGUGGGCGGGGAGAGGCUGGGUGUGGCCUCUCAUUGGCCGUUGUCCCUGGAGGCGGGGCUUCAGCGCUGGGGAAACAUCGCCCCCAAAGCCCCCUGUCUCACCUGCCCCGACCCCACGGGCAAAACCACACACACACUCACCUACGGGAAACUGUGGUCUCGGAGUGUGAAGCUUGCUUACAGCCUCCUCAACAGGCUGGGGAGCAAACAGGAGCCUCUACUCAGGGCAGGAGACAGGGUGGCGCUGGUGUUUCCUAACAGUGACCCAGCUGCUUUUCUGGUGGCCUUUUAUGGCUGUCUCCUGGCAGAGGUGGUUCCGGUCCCCGUGGAGGUGCCGCUGACCAAGAAGGAUGCUGGGAGCCAGCAGAUUGGCUUCCUGUUGGGCAGCUGUGGCGUUGCCGUGGCACUGACCAGUGACGCGUGUCAUAAAGGAUUACCCAAGAGCCUCAGCGGAGAGAUACAGCAGCUAAAGGGCUGGCCAAAGCUGUUGUGGGUUGUAACAGAUUCUAAGCAUUUAUGCAAACCUCCCAGUGACUGGUACCCUCACAUACAAGACGCCAACACCGACACCGCAUACAUCGAGUAUAAGAAGUGUAAAGAUGGGAGUGUGUUGGGGGUGACAGUGACCAGGAUCGCCAUGGUGUCACACUGCCAGACACUGAUUCAAGCCUGCGGGUACAUAGAGGCUGAGACCAUAGUGAAUGUAUUAGACUUCAAGAAAGAUGUCGGCCUCUGGCAUGGAGUCCUAACAAGUGUGAUGAAUAUGAUGCACGUCAUCAGUGUUCCGUACGCACUCAUGAAGGUGAACCCCCUCUCAUGGAUCCAGAAGGUGUGCCAGUAUAAAGCGCGGGUGGCGUGUGUGAAGUCCAGGGAUCUGCACUGGGCGCUGGUUGCCCUGCGGGAUCAGAAAGACAUCGACCUCGGAUCACUGCGCAUUCUACUGGUGGCAGACGGCUCCAACCCCUGGUCUGUGUCGUCCUGUGAUGCGUUCCUGAACGUCUUUCAGACCAAAGGGUUGAAGCCGGAGGUCAUCUGCCCCUGUGCCAGCUCAACUGAGGCCCUUACCAUCUCUAUUAGGAGGCCUUGUGAGGACAGCCCAGGAGGUCCUGGCAGAAGUGUCAUCUCCAUGACAGCGCUGAGUCACGGGGUCAUCAGGAGCGACUCGGACCACAAACUCUCCACCCUCACUGUGCAGGACGUGGGCUCGGCCAUGCCUGGAGCAUUGGUGUGUGUGGUGAGGUCUGAUGGGGUUCCACAGCUCUGCUGUACUGACGAGAUCGGAGAAGUGUGUGUGUGUUCGGCCGCCACGGGAACAUCCUACUACGGGCUCACGGGCAUGACUAAAAACACCUUUGAGGUGUAUCCGGUGACGGCCACGGGUCAGCUGGUGUGUGAGUAUGCGUUUGUGCGCUCCGGUCUGCUGGGCUUUGUGGAUGCUGAGGGGCGGGUCUUCAUCACCGGCCAAUCAGACGGCAUCAUAUGUGUAGGAAGGAGGAAGCACAACACUGAUGACAUCAUCGCUACGGCACUGGCCGUCGAGCCAAUGAAGUUCGUCUACAGGGGGAGGAUAGCGGUGUUCUCCAUCAAUGUGCUCCAUGAUGAGAGGAUUGUGGUCAUCGCUGAGCAGAGACCUGAAGCCACAGAGGAGGAGAGCUUUCAGUGGAUGAGUCGAGUACUACAGGCCAUAGACAGCCUGCACCAGGUGGGCGUGUACUGCCUGGCGCUGGUCGGUGCCAACGCCCUGCCCCGGUGCCCACUGGGCGGACUGCACGUGAGCGAGACGCGCUCCAUGUUCCUGCAGGGGGCGCUCCACCCGCGCAGCCUCCUCAUGUGCCCGCACACCUGCGUCACCAACCUGCCCAAGCCCCGGCAGAAACAGCCAGAGGUGGGUCCUGCUUCAGUGAUGGUGGGGAAUCUGGUGUCUGGGAAGCGAAUCGCACAGGCUAGCGGCAGAGACCUGGGUAGCUCCGAGGAAAACGACCAGUUCAUCUUCUUGUCUGAGAUAUUGCAGUGGAGAGCCCAGACCACACCUGACCAUGUUCUCUACACACUCCUCAAUUCCAAGGGAGGUGUGGCCUCCUCUCUCACUUGUUUGCAGCUGCAUAAAAAGGCAGAGAAGAUCGCCGCCCUGCUGGCUGAGAGAGCGCUACUGCAGGAUGGAGACCACGUGGCACUGGUGUACCCUCCAGGUAUAGACCUUAUAGCAGGGUUCUAUGGCUGCCUGUACGCUGGCUGUGUGCCUAUUACAGUGAGGCCUCCUCAUCCACAGAACAUCUCCACCACCCUACCCACAGUCAAGAUGAUUAUAGAGGUAAGCCGGUCUGUGUGUGUGAUGACAUCCCAGUCCAUCUGUAAGCUGCUUCGCUCCAAAGAGGCUUCUGCUGCAGUCGACCUCCACUCCUGGCCCCCUAUACUCGACACAGAUGACCUCCCAAAGAAGCGCUGUCCUCUCCUUUGCAAGACGUCUGAUCCAGACACACUCGCCUAUCUGGACUUCAGUGUGUCCACUACGGGCAUGCUAGCAGGAGUCAAGAUGUCACACUGGGCCGUGAGUGUGUUAUUGAAGCUGCAGUGUGAGCUCUACCCGUCCCGUGAGGUAGCAGUGUGUCUGGACCCCUACUGCGGCCUCGGCUUCAUGCUCUGGUGUCUCUGCAG